Pocillopora damicornis (cauliflower coral) is the source of this 724-nucleotide messenger RNA. RefSeq names its product opioid-binding protein/cell adhesion molecule homolog. Lineage: Eukaryota; Metazoa; Cnidaria; Anthozoa; Scleractinia; Pocilloporidae. The record is from RefSeq and is a predicted model, not a curated record.
CUGAAGCCCAAGAUCUCGGAGGUCGAUAAGGCUGUUGUUGCACGAAAAGGUUCCAUAGUAACCUUGAUGUGCUCUGCCACGAGGGUUGGAAAACUUACAACCUAAAGCUCUUGGGAAUUCAACGGACAAGAAUUAAAGAAAAGUAAACAACAAAAUAAUAAUACCAGAGCCACACUAUCAGACAAAUAAAAGAAAAGAAAACUUUACUUUAUCUAUCAAGAAUGUUUCGGACACAGAUGUUGGUACAUACACCUGCAAAGUCUCCAAAAUAAACCUUGACACGAUGCUUGAGGUAAAGGAGAAUAUAGAGCUGUCAAUUCAGGAAGAAAGUGUUAUUGCUCUGAAGCCCAAGAUCUCGGAGGUCGAUAAGGCUGUUGUUGCACGAAAAGGUUCCACAAUAACCUUGAUAUGCUCUUCCACGAGGGUUAGAAAACUUACAGCCUCAAGCUCUUGGAAAUUCAACGGACAAGAAAUAAAGAAAAGAAACAACAAAUUUAUAAUACCAAAGCCGCACUAUCAGACAAAUAAAAGAAAAGGAAACUUUACUUUAACCAUCAAGAAUGUUUCGGACACAGAUGUUGGUACAUACACCUGCAAAGUCUUCAAAAUAAACCUUUACAAGAUGCUUGAGGCAAAGGAGAAUAUAGAGGUGUCAAUUCAGGAAGAAUCGUUAAACUCUGGAAUUGACUACGCUACGAAUGCAUCUACCGUCUUAGGUGUCUAA